Exaiptasia diaphana is the source of this 1357-nucleotide messenger RNA. RefSeq names its product GATA zinc finger domain-containing protein 14. Lineage: Eukaryota; Metazoa; Cnidaria; Anthozoa; Actiniaria; Aiptasiidae. Bases 1 to 855 code for a protein of 284 amino acids. The transcript has 2 exons. The record is from RefSeq and is a predicted model, not a curated record.
AUGGCAACCCCUAUACAACCAACAAUUAAGAUAAAUGAUCUUGACCAUGACAAUGACUAUAACAAUGACAAUGACCAUAACAAUGACAAUGACCAUGACGUUGACAGUGACCAUGACAAUGACUAUAACAAUGACAAUGACCAUAACAAUGACAAUGACCAUGACGUUGACAGUGACCAUGACAAUGACUAUAACAAUGACAAUGACCAUAACAAUGACAAUCACCAUGACGUUGACAGUAACCAUGACAAUGACCAUAACAAUGACAAUGACAUUGGCAGUGACCAUGACAAUGACCAUAACAAUGACCAUAACAAUGACAAUGACCAUGACAAUGACCAUAACAAUGACAAUGACAUUGGCAGUGACCAUGACAAUGACCAUAACAAUGACCAUAACAAUGACAAUGACCAUGACAAUGACCAUAACAAUGACAAUGACAUUGGCAGUGACCAUGACAAUGACCAUAACAAUGACCAUAACAAUGACAAUGACAAUGACAUUGACAGUGACCAUGACAAUGACCAUAACAAAAACAAUAAUAUCAAUAUMAAUAUCAGCAAACUUGAAAAUAUUUUUGAGUUCCUUGUGCUGUUUGUAUUGUCAAUAUGCUUCGUUACUCUAAGGUUGGCAUCUGUCGACAGGUUGUUUGGUGCUCCUGUUGUCUGGAUUGUGUUGGUAGUCAAUGGCUGUCUUUUGAUAGUUUUAGUGUGUUGCAUCAUUUAUCAAGUGUUAGGUUUUAAUCCUAGAUGGUGUUUUAGAAGAUUGAACGCAUGGUUUGAUUAUCGCGUUGGAGUACGAGCUUGGCUCGUGCAGCUGCGGAACCCAGUUGAAGGGUAUGAAUGGUUAGAGUGAAACCUAGUUCUGUGUAAUAGUAAUUAUUUGUUCAAUUUAUGAAAAACUGAAACGAUUUUUUUGGAUAGCACUAAUUGUUCUCUGUGYUUUWGCGAGGAAUUGGAUUGUGGUGCUACUGCUGGACAUAUUGUUUGCCCAAAAACACUGUUUGGUUAUUCGAAAUGAUAAAUUGUGAUUAGUUCAGAUAUCUAGUCAUAUUAUACACAAAACCCAUCUAGCCGUGUUCAUGAGACAACUUCUAUAUAUUUUUUACUAUGCGUUUUUAAACGCAAUCAAUUAAAAUUAAAAUUAAAGUUGAUAAAUAAAAUUAAAAUUAAAAUUGAUAAAUAAUAGGGAUCACGAUGUAGAUUAAAAUGCACGUAAAUGAACUUUGCACGUCAACAAAAAAAGUAUUCAUUCUUUGAUGGAUAGAGGUCUUCUGUCCACAUGAAAAAUAAGAUGAAAAUAAAACAGUUAUACCUGAAAGCGCAUGAUUUUUUAGGGUAUUAAAUCAAGAAAAUUG